This is a messenger RNA of Malania oleifera, 4198 nucleotides long. Its product is annotated as squamosa promoter-binding-like protein 1. Lineage: Eukaryota; Viridiplantae; Streptophyta; Magnoliopsida; Santalales; Ximeniaceae. The record is from RefSeq and is a predicted model, not a curated record. Bases 845 to 3919 code for a protein of 1024 amino acids. The transcript is spliced from 10 exons. Gene Ontology annotation, cellular component: nucleus. Gene Ontology annotation, molecular function: DNA binding.
GAAGACGAUAAUUGUGUUGUGUGUAGAGACUGGAAAGAGCAGCGCAUAACAGUGCAAGCUGUGAAACAAAUGCAAUGAUGUGAAAGGAGUUUCAUGCUGAGUAACAGAGACACGGUCCACGGGCGUGGUGCUCGGAUUCCUUCCUCCUUUCUUCCUUCUUCCUCCUCGUAGUGCUGUCGUUUCGACGAACUGCGUUUGACUCUUACUCCUUUUUCCUCCAUUUUUUAUAUUUGUUUUUGGCUCUCUUUUCCUUCUCUUCUUCUUCUUUUGAUUUUGAUUUUCUACUUUUUUAUGAACUAUAUCUGUUUCUCUGUUUCGCUUUUUGGGUCGGCCUGAGCUUUCCAGAUCGAGCAUCGACAUCUCCGGGCGAGUUUGAUUCUUGUCUGUUCUUCAUUUUGUUUGUUUGUUUGUUUGUUUUUUUUUGAAUUUCCCGGAAAUAUAUGUGCUGUUGGUGUUGAAUUGAGUUGAAGAUAUUGUACGGACUUGCUUGUGUGCUCCGCAAUUGAGGGAAUUUGGGGUUUUUGACUGUGCUGUUUGGGUUGAUGGUUCUUAGGGGAUUCUUUCCCGGUUAGGGUGGUUUGGGUAUGCGGGUUGCUUUCGUUUGGAUCCAUGGAUGUGACGGUGUACUGGUUAUGGAUUUCUGGGGGCGUAGAGAAGCCGAUUAGGAUUUAUUUUUUGGGGUUUGUGGGUUCGAAAAUUGGGGCUAGUGAUUUUGCAGGGGAAUUAGAAUUUGAUCUUGUUUAGAAGGAUUGUUGCUGUUCCGUCUGUUCCUGUCAGGUGGAAUUGGAAUCUGGGUACUUGAGGUCUGCUCAUUGCCCCAUUUGGGCUUUCUCAAUUUUGAAUAAUGGAGGCUAAGUUUGGAGGAAAUGCUCAUCAUUUUUAUGGCCCGGUGGUUUCGGAUUUGAAGGUAGUGGGGAAGAGGAGUAUGGAAUGGGAUUUGAAUGACUGGAAAUGGGACGGAGAUAUGUUUGUCGCUAGUCGGAUGGAUUCUGCAAGUAAGCAGUUGUUCCCAGUCGGGUCAGAAAUUCCAGUGAAUGCUGGUUCCUCUAACAUCUCUGGCGAAAUCGGUUUGGGAAAUGAUAAAGCAAGGAGAGAAUUUGAGAAGCGGAGGAGGAUGAUUGUCGUUGAAGAUGAAGAGAUGAAUGAUGAAGUUGGGUCCCUUAAUCUUAAGCUCGGUAGGCAAGUUUACCCUAUAAUGGAAGUGGAGAAAGAAAAUUGGGAGGAUAAGAGUGGGAAGAAGACCAAGGUUCUUGGGGCUACCUCAAAUCGAGCUGUUUGUCAGGUGGAUGAUUGUAAGGCUGAUCUUAGCGAGGCCAAGGAUUACCACAGACGGCACAAGGUUUGUGAUGUGCAUUCGAAGGCCAGUAAAGCUCUCGUGGGAAAUGUUAUGCAAAGGUUCUGUCAGCAGUGCAGCAGAUUUCAUGUUCUUCAAGAGUUUGAUGAUGGAAAGAGAAGUUGUCGUAGGCGUUUGGCUGGCCAUAAUAGGCGCAGGAGGAAGACACAUCCUGAUAAUGUAGUCAAUGGCAGCUCCUUGAAUGAUGAACAGGGUAGUAGUUAUUUGUUGAUAAGUCUGUUGAGGAUACUGUCCAAUAUGCACUCAAGUAGUUCGGAGCAAUCGAAGAAUCAGGAUUUGCUUUCUCAUCUAUUGAGGAACCUGGCCAGUCUUGCUGGUACAACUAAUGGAAGGAACUUAACUGAGUUGCUGCAGGGAUCUCAAGAUUUGCUGAAUGCUGGGACAUCUAUUGGAACUUCAGAAAAAGUGCCAAAUUUGAUUUCAAAUGGGGCUGGAUCUGCAAUACCUGGUUCAGCCCAUAUGAUUGAUGAUUGUGCUCAUCUUCAGAAAGCUCCGAGGCUUAUGGGACAAUGUGUGGGAGUGCCUGCAACUGAAUUAGUAGAGAAAAGGGUUUCAACUGAUUAUGCUCAAGAUGGAACUCCAUCUGCUUCACAAUCCAAAAUUUUAGACAGCAUUGCAUCCAAAGCAAAAGCACAAGAAAGAAGUGGGGGGAGGAUUGAGUUGAAUAGCAUCGACCUAAAUAAUGUCUAUGAUGAUUCACAUGACUCUAUAGAGAACUUAGAGAGGUCUCAUGUGCCUGCCAAUCCAGGGAUUGGGUCUUGUGGGUAUCCUUUAUUGGUACAAAAUGACAGUCACAAGUCCAGUCCUCCUCAGAUUAGUGGGAACUCAGAUUCAGCUUCUGGCCAAUCAUUGUCAAGUUCCUGUGGAGAGGUUCAGAGUCGUACAGAUCGAAUUGUUUUUAAGCUCUUUGAGAAAGACCCAAAUGAUUUUCCUCUUGUUCUGCGAACAAAGAUCCUUGACUGGUUAUCCCAUAGUCCCACAGACAUUGAGAGCUACAUCAGGCCUGGCUGUAUCAUAUUGACAAUAUAUCUCCGGAUGGGAAAACCCAUGUGGGAAGAGCUCUGCCGUGAUCUGGGCUCCAGUUUGAGUAGGCUUCUGGAUGUGUCCAGUGACAAUUUUUGGAGAACAGGAUGGGUGUAUGCUAGGGUGCAGCAUCAUGUAUCAUUUAUCUGUGAUGGUCAGGUUGUUCUAGACACGCCAUUACCGCUUAAAAACCUGAACAAUUGCAGAAUAUUAAGCAUCAAACCAAUUGCUGUUCCUGUAUAUGAGAGAGCUCAAUUUGUAGUAAAGUGUUUUAACCUUGCUUGGUCCACCACAAGGUUACUUUGUGCUUUAGAAGGAAAGUAUCUGGUCCAAGAAACAUGUUAUGAUUUGAUGGAGGCUGCUGAUGCUUUUGCUGAGCAUGAUGAGAUCCAGUGCCUAAGCUUCCCAUGCUCUAUACCAAAUGUUACAGGGAGAGGAUUCAUUGAGGUUGAAGACAAUGGUCUCAGCAGCAGCUUCUUUCCAUUUAUAGUUGCAGAGCAGGAUGUGUGUUCUGAGAUCUGUACCCUGGAGGGUGUGAUAGAGGUUGAGACUACCAAUGACAAAAAGGAAGAAAAUGAAAUGACAGAGGCCAAGAAUCAAGCCCUAGACUUCAUAAAUGAAAUGGGUUGGCUUCUUCACAGAAGUUACUUGAGGUCUAGAUUGGGUAACAAGGAUCCCAACUUGAAUCUCUUCUCUUUCAAUCGGUUUAAGUGGCUCAUGGAAUUCUCCAUGGACCGCGAUUGGUGUGCUGUAGUGGAAAAACUCUUAGGUGUUAUAUUCAAUGGGACUGUAGACUUGGGAGAGCAUCCAUCAAUUGAACUUGCAUUGUUGGAAUUAGGUCUCCUACACAGAGCUGUGCGGAGAAAUUGCAGGCCUAUGGUGGAACUCCUGUUGAUGUAUCUCCCAUAUCAGGGUCUGGAUAAACCUGGAUUUGAGCAGAAGCAGCAGGUUGACAGCAGCUUGAAUAGCUUCAUAUUUAAACCAGAUGUCAUUGGCCCGGGUGGUUUAACUCCUCUUCACACAGCAGCUGGUAGAGAUGGUUCUGAUGAUGUUUUGGAUGCAUUAACUGAUGAUCCUGGAAUGGUGGGAAUCGAAGCAUGGAACAAGGCUCGAGACAGUACAGGUCUAACACCCAAUGAUUAUGCAUGCCUGCAGGGCCGCCCUUCUUACAUCCAUUUGGUGCAGAAGAAAAUUAACAAGAAACUGCAGAGUGGGCAUGUGGUGGUCGAUAUUCCCAGUGCCCUCCCUGGUUGCAAUUCCAAACAGAAGGCAUCAGAUGGACCUAAAAUGGGGAAAGCUGCUGGUUUUGUGACUGAGAAGAUUAAAACAAAAGGAAUGCUGCAGCACCCUCAGUGCCAGUUUUGCAAACAGAAGCUGGCUUAUGGUAAAUUGAGACCGUCACUGGCAUACAGGCCCGCAAUGCUUUCAAUGGUUGCUAUAGCUGCUGUGUGUGUUUGUGUGGCUCUUCUUUUCAAAACCUUACCUGAGGUUCAGUAUGCGUCGCCCUUCAGGUGGGAACUCUUGAAGUAUGGAUCUAGCUAAGGUAGCUAUUGGAUAGUCUUCAUCAGCUGUAGAUUAUAGAUACUUAUUUUAUAUUUGUAUUUUUCCCUUUAAACAAAAAAAGAAGAAGAAAAAAGAAUGUAGAGAGAUUGGAUGUAUGUAUGGAUUUAAAGUUGAGGGAAAAGUUCAAUGUGAUGGGAGAAUGUUGACAGCAAAACAGACAUGAAAAUUAUGAAAUGAUCUGUGAAGAUGGUGAACGAAUGAAUAAUGUACUAUUUGGGGGAGUUUCUCUUCCAUUCAAGAAUGAUGGGGUUGGCUCUA